Linderina pennispora is the source of this 1083-nucleotide messenger RNA. RefSeq lists its product as uncharacterized. The record is from RefSeq and is a predicted model, not a curated record. The transcript has 2 exons. Bases 80 to 1030 code for a protein of 316 amino acids. Lineage: Eukaryota; Fungi; Kickxellomycota; Kickxellomycetes; Kickxellales; Kickxellaceae.
GUUUUUAGAAAUGAUAUUUAAGAUAUUAUAAAGGAAAUUUUUUGGGUCAACAAGCAUGCACUAGGUCAACAUCCUAAUCAUGCAAGACUCACUCGCUCUCCUCAGCCGCCUGCGUAGGCUCGCCUGCCGACUCGACCUGGUCACCAGCCUCAGCCUCGGCUGGCUCUGCCACCGACUCUUCAGCAUCAUCCACCGGGUCUUCGCCAUCAGCGUUCUCCGUCGCCUGCUCGGCGUUCGAAUCCAGAUCAUUGAUAAUGUUGCUGAUUUCCUCGUCCACCUCUUCCGAGGACGACUCGCACUCAUAGCUGAUUGCCUCGCACCCGCUCUCGCUGUCGCAGCUGCUUGCCUCGUAGAGGCUGUAGUCAGGGUCCUCGCUGUCAAUGCUCUUGGGAUAGCAUUUCAGAUCCGUGCUAGAUUCUUCAGAAGACUCGACGCCAAGAUCUUCGGGUGCUCCACCUUCGGCAGCACCAGCGUCAGCGGCAGCACCAGCGUCAGCGGCAGCACCAGUAUCAGCAGCAGCAGCGGCAGCACCGGUAUCAGCACCAGCACCAGCAUCGGCAGCGGCAGCGGCAGCACCAGCGUCAGCAGCAGCACCAGUAUCAGCAACAGCACCGGUAUCAGCAGCAGCACCAGUAUCAGCAGCAGCGGCAGCAGCACCGGUAUCAGCAGCAGCACCAGCGUCAGCGGCAGCACCAGCAUCGGCAGCGGCACCAGCGUCAGCAGCACCAGCGUCAGCAGCACCAGCGUCAGCGGCAGCACCAGUAUCAGCAGCAGCGGCAGCAGCACCGGUAUCAGCAGCAGCACCAGCGGCAGCGGCAGCACCAGCACCAGUAUCGGCACCAGCAGCAGCAGCACCAGUAUCAGCAGCGGCGCCAGAAUCGACAGCAGCAGCACCAGCAGCACAACGUCAACACCAGCACCGGUAUCGGCAGCACCAGCAGCGGCACCAGUAUCGGCAGCGGCACCAGUAUCGGCAGCGGCACCAGCGUCGGCAGCAGCAGCACCACCACCAUUAGCAGGUCCAGCGUGAGCGGGUCCAGAGUUGACAGGUCCAGCAUCUGGGGCACCAGUGUCAGCAGUGGU